This is a messenger RNA of Lynx canadensis (Canada lynx), 3160 nucleotides long. It is a transcript of the gene CCDC116, whose product is annotated as coiled-coil domain containing 116. Gene Ontology annotation, cellular component: centrosome. The transcript is spliced from 4 exons. The record is from RefSeq and is a predicted model, not a curated record. NCBI's taxonomy places the organism in Eukaryota, Metazoa, Chordata, Mammalia, Carnivora, Felidae. The coding region runs from base 999 to 3023 and encodes 674 amino acids.
GCUCUUAUUGGGGUGUCAGGUGUGUUGUAUGCAGAUUUGAUUUAAUCUCUAUAUUCUCAUAUGGAAGAACAUUCAACUGUUUACAGAGGAGGAGCAGAUGACAAGAGGUUGAGUCACACUGGGAGGAAACAGUAGAGCUAGGAAUUGAAGCUAGGUCUGUGACUUAGAGCCGGGACUCUUACCAUUGUGCUCAGGGACACUGCAGAGGGAGAGGGCUGAAGACUCUCCUGGGGUCCCCCACACUGGGCAAGGAGAGGACCCUAGAAAGGAUCAGGAGGCCCAGGAGGAAAGUGCUUGUGUCACCAGAGGAGACUGUGGCUUUGACCCUUAGGGCUUCCCUCAGGUGCCCAGUCUCCUACGUGGAACAGUCGGAAGCAACCCCUGAAUCUCCCACAGUGAAUGUGGGCAAGGCAAAUUCAGACGAAGUGGGGGAGGGGCCAGCCUGGGUCCCGCCCUCAACCAUUGUGGCAGAAUUAGAAAGCAUUGCGAGCCAAUCAGGACGUAGCAUGUAAAUGAGCAAGCCGUGCUGACGUGGGCCAACUCCAGAGCUCCCUGGAGUGGGAGGCUAUAUUGCCUGGCACUGAGCGAGGCACGGACUCUGGUGAGCGGGUCGGCUCUGAGCCAGGGGCAGACAACAGGGCUUCCGGGGUCUAGGAGGAGGGAGGGUCGGAAACAUCCAGGCCCAGAGAUGGUCAGAGAUAGUAUGCGGACAUCCUUGGGGACCUCAGCCCCGACGACUCUGGACACGGACCGUGCGCAGACACCCAGGGAAUUCCGAGCAGAGGAAGGGCCCGACAUGUGAAGGACGUGGGGUGAGGGGAGCGAGGAACCUGCGGAUCCCGGGAUUGCUGACACAGUAGCUGACAGACGAAGGGAGAGUCGUACUCAUUGAGGCCUAGGGAGACCCUCACACCAUCUCCCCGCCCGGCGCAGAGAGGAAUCCGUGGCUGUGCUGCGGAACCAGAGAGAGAGGAGGCCGACAGCGAUUCACCCUCACCAUGACCAGUUGCCGCCAUCACUCAGGAUACUUGGCAGACGAUGAGGCCGGCCACACCACUUACGUGGCCCGGGUAAGUCCGCCUAAGAAGCCACUGUUCCUGGAAAUGGGACAAGUCUCCAAGCUGGGCCACAUGCCACACCCACCAUCGAGGUACACUCUCACAGACAGUUCAGGGCUCCGUGGCCACCAACAAAACUCAAGGGACCCUCGGCCCUUUGGUAGCUUCCUGGAUUUCCUUGUCAAAGGCCAGGUGCUGGACAGCCUACAGACGGUGGUGGAGGAGGCCACUGAGCGCAUGACCACCGUGAAGACAGAGGCUGGAGUGCCACUGGUGGAGGUGCAGGACCCAAUAGAGGUACCAAGGGGUAGGCGGCGGGUACGUGCCCAGCCUAGCCUCAGUACCAUGCACCGGCACCGUGUCCGGCCCAGCCUCUGCACUGGAUGUCCCAACAACUACCCAUCCUGCUCCAGCUCCAUGUCUGACUCCCAUAGCAGCCUCACAGCUGGCUGGCUGGGAUCCCACAGCCAGGACAGUGACCUGGGCACCCGUGGCAUGGGCUCACUGCCACCCAUGAGGGACAAACUUUUGCUGGAGAAGAACCUCAAACGGCUGCUGAAGCUGGAGAACAGAGGGAAAGGCCUGGAUCAGUCCUGCUUCCAGAGGGACUCCCUGCUGUGGGAUUCACUGGACAGCCAUGCCAGCAGCCAGUGGACCCGGGAGCCGCCUCUGUCCUCGUUCUCAGGCCAGCUGGGCUCAAGCUCAGGCACACCUCAAACAUCAGAGCUGGGCCCUGGAGAACAGGAACUGAUCUGCCUCAAGCAAGAGUUUAAUAAGGAGAUCAAGUCAUUGUUGAGCCAGCCAGCAUCCUUUGACCUGCCUGGCUACUGUUCAUUCCGUGAGCCCCAUCGGACUCUGGACUUUCUGGCUGAGCACCAGCUCUUCCCUGCCCUGCAGAAUGUGGUCAGCCAGGCUGUGGACAAACUCCGUGGUGCCCGCCGCCAUGAUGGCUGCCCUCUCUUCCCAUCAGAAUGGGAGCCCGCAACAGAGCCCAACUCUGACUCCAUGCCAGGCUCCAAGCUAGCCACACCCACUGAUGAGGAGGAGCCCUAUGAUAUGCUACCCACCAGAACCUCCAGCCCCAAGAUGGCUCGCAGAAAGAGCACCAAGGGCAGAGGACAGGCCAAGCCCAAGGAAGGUGGUUCCCCCAUGUCCAGUGCCCAAGUGGCCACCAGAGUCAGGCUCAAGAGCCCCAGUUACAAUCUCAUGAAGAAGAAGCCACUGCCCUCCAUCUCAUCCAAGUCUACCAUAUCCCACCUCUCCAACCCCUUGUACCAGGAGCUCAUCAACUACUUGGUGGAGCAGGCUGUGUCCUUGCUCAUCUGCAAGUACAAAUUCGAGAAGAACCUUUCCAAGCAGCUAGGCUUCAUCUCAUUCCCUGUCACCGAGACGCUCGUGGACCUCCUCCUGGGCUUCAAGAAAGUGAAGGGCUCCCACAUCUGCCUGUCCUCAAAGAUCAACUGGAGCUGCCUGUUGCGCAAGCUGGAGGAGGCAGAGUGGGCCCGACAGCUGUCUAGACAAGGGUCCCAGCACGACUCCCACUGCGGCACCGCCCACCGCAGCACUGCCCACCAGGAGGCGCCCUGGAGCAACACGGAGUCCCCCUCCACGCUGCCUGAGCCGUCCACCCAAAAGAAUCAGGAGGAGGACACAGAGCCCACUCUCCACAGUGAGUUGCUGGACCCUCAGCUCCUCCCAGCUCAGGAGGAUACUACACUCGAGGAGAAGGAGCCCAAGAGCCAGGAGGAGCCCAGGCCCUUCAUGUUCACUGGCACAGACAGGGGCUCCGAUCUGUGUCAGGAAGUUGUAGACAUGGACAGUCAAGGUGAUGAGGAGGAAGAGGACGAGGACAAGAAUGAUGACUUCUUUGGGGACAAGGGCAAACCCCAGAGCUCUCCCGAGUCUCAAGUGGAGGCCGAUGUCAGCCUUGACUCCAGAGAUGUGGGCCACAGUCACGCUCCGUGAGGCCUAUGAGUUGCACCCAGUGCUUGAUUCCCUGCUCCUCCUCUUGCUCCAAUGGAGUGCUGCCCCCCCCCCCCACACCGGCCCUUGCCCUGAGCAGAGGUCAGGGUGGUCUGAAUGCCCACGAGGAGCUCUGCUGG